GCGAGUACGCGUGCGGUACCCCGAGAGUGUGUGCGUGCACUCGAUGUGGGCUGACGAGAAGCCACGCGGAACGCGGUGGAAACGCGAGGACGACCUGGACGAGCCAGACGGAGCGGAGCGAGAGGCAUCGCGAGCAUCUUGGUCGCGCGUCGCGUCAGGCGCGAUAUGUUAGUCGAGAUACACGUUUGAGAGGGGCACUUGGCCGCGCGCGCGAUACGCGUACUUACAAUUAAGUGGAUUCGGUGGAUCAGGGUUGGGAGAGGGCAGAGGGGGGAACUGUGGAAAAGAGAGACCGAGAGUGGUGGAGGAGGGGGAGACGCAAAUGCGUCUGGCCGUGGCGCGACACACACGCGCCGCGACGGGAGCGACGGAGAUCGCGGGGGUGAGGGAGAGUAGAUAUAGCGUGGAGUAUAGUGUCGCGCCGCACCUGACAGUCCACGCGGCGGCCCGGCCCCCGAAAAACAAUCUCGCCACGCUAUAUACACGCGAGGACCGCGCCGUGUUUCACUCGGAACGCGAGCGCCAUUGGCAAUGUCGGGAAGUGACAGCCCAACAUUCUUUCACGGCCAGCCCUGGUCCAGCUGGAUCGAAAGAAUCGGACGGGACAAGCCGCUGAGCGAUGAAGAAACAGAAGUCCAGCGAUCAAGCUCAGUCACACGUCUUUCUUCAGAUGAUAUUGAUUUGUAUGGCUUUUGUCCAGAGAGGGAUGAUUUCUAUGGAGUAGUAUGUGAAAUAUGCAAUUCCAUAGUGAAACCGCAAGCUCUCAUUCAACAUAUAGAGUGUCGCCAUUCCGGCAUGGCAAAUUUUCCGCCACCCACGACCCCAGUCACAAAACCGUCCAUAAAAACUCCCUUCUGCAAGGUCUCCAAACUGAAGAGAAGCACUCAACCAUCAGUUCCUUCAGUUCCUUCUUCAAUUCCCAUUAUCGGUAGCGCGAAGCUGAACCACACGACCGUCAAGCGUACUGCGGAUCAGGCGAACUUGUCUGCAGGUAGCUCUCUGCCGAUCUCCUCGUCACCACGAUCGCCUCUUGAAUCGAUCACGGUACAAACUACCUCUUCUAACAUAGCUGGUUCUUCGAAUAUUAUCAGUGUAUCUACAAGCAGCGGAGGAAGUCCGAGCAAAAGCCCUGGUCCCAGCAGUAACAGUAGUAGCAAUCAGCCUCGUCGAAAGAGGCUUAAGACAGAUCGGUCGUUGCUUAAAGACCGCGAGUAUGAUCCCGAUCGGCACUGUGGUGUGUUGAACGAGGAGACUGGCAAGCCCUGCACCAGGUCGCUCACAUGCAAAGCGCACACUGUCUCGCUGCGCCGAACGGUCGUCGGUCGCAGCAAAACCUUCGACAAACUCCUCGCGGAACAUCGUGCCGCGAAGGAGCAGCCGAAUAGCGGCGGUAGCCGGCAGACAACGAAGGUGACGGUCUCUGGAACCGUCACUGUAUCCUCAGCCGUUACCGCCGCCGCCGCCGCCGCCGCUGCCGCCACCGCCGUAUCCAACCUGAAUAAUCCUCUUGCUCCUAACACUCCAGUACCUAUUGCCGACUCAGAAACGCCGAGCUCACCGCCUGUACUAUCGUUACCGGACACAUAUCCACUGCCAAAGGCUGUUGAUUUGCUUUAUCGGUGUCUGGCCCCGCAUGGCUCCACUAAACCUACCAAACUCGAAGAGGACUUUGUCAAUUCGGAGGAGCUGCGAAAUCUGGAGUCUACGCUGGUGGUCAAUUCUACCAUCGCUGGCAGCAGUAGUAGUAACAGCAGCAGCGGUUCGUCACAACAACAACCAAGUUCGAUGAUGGCACCGAUAUCCGUACUGCUACCAUCACUAUCCCCAUUACCGUGUACCAACAGUGAAGAGUCAUCAGGAAUAGCUACCCUGAUACCAAGUACUACCACGACGCCCACAAUGCCAGUCGUACCGGCACCACUGCCAACCACUUGCAUACAACCACCCACUGUAGUCGCCACUGUGCUCGAAGGCGAGACUCCUGUGGACAUCGAUGCCGAGACCAUAUCCAUGUACUCGCCCAUUUACACCACCAAAGACACUAAAUCUCAGCUACUAAUGCAGAUACAGUCACGGCCAAAUAGUCAUUCGUCACAGUCGCCAAUGUCAGUCAGGAACUAUCAGCAAAUGCAAGUUUCCUUGCCGAGUCUGAAUUUGUUCGAGCCGGUGGAGCAGCUGGAGCAACAGCAUAUCAGUCAAAUCAACGGCAAGAGACUGAAUCAUGCGAGCUCGGUAUCGCGGCAACAAAAAAGGCACAAGUCACAACAUGAGCAAUUGUGCCAAUCGUCGCAAGAUUUUUCAACGUCUGCGUCGAUCCAGGUCGAAGCGACGACCACGUCGUCGCCAUAUCCUCACUUUGGCGACAUCUCCUGGUCGAAUUGCCAUCCGGAACCAUUGGCGGUUAGUCGGUGGCUCCGUAUCUCUUCCAGCCGCAAACAAUACAACUUCAAUAUUCACUGACAUAAGACCCCACCCACUCCGGGCUGAGGACCGUGUGCCGCGGGCGUCGUUCGUCUACCUCUUUAUCUUCAUGCGACCCCCUUUUUCUUCAC
Cyphomyrmex costatus is the source of this 2552-nucleotide messenger RNA. RefSeq names its product ataxin-7-like protein 1. NCBI's taxonomy places the organism in Eukaryota, Metazoa, Arthropoda, Insecta, Hymenoptera, Formicidae. Bases 532 to 2460 code for a protein of 642 amino acids. The record is from RefSeq and is a predicted model, not a curated record. The transcript has 6 exons.